This is a messenger RNA of Penicillium taxi, 1290 nucleotides long. Its product is annotated as PPIL4 family peptidylprolyl isomerase. Lineage: Eukaryota; Fungi; Ascomycota; Eurotiomycetes; Eurotiales; Aspergillaceae. Gene Ontology annotation, molecular function: RNA binding; peptidyl-prolyl cis-trans isomerase activity. The record is from RefSeq and is a predicted model, not a curated record. Gene Ontology annotation, cellular component: nucleus. Bases 1 to 1290 code for a protein of 429 amino acids. Gene Ontology annotation, biological process: protein peptidyl-prolyl isomerization. The transcript has 5 exons.
AUGAGCGCCCUGCUAGAAACCUCCUUGGGCGAUAUUGUCAUUGACUUAUUGGUCGAUGUAUCACCCAAGGCUUGUGAAAACUUCUUGAAGCUUUGCAAGAUCAAAUACUACAAUUUCUCCCCAGUCCACAGCGUCCAAAAAAACUUCACUUUCCAGACUGGUGACCCGUUGGGUCCAGAAGCCCCCGAGAGCGAUGGCGGGUCCUCGAUCUGGGGUGUUCUGGACGGUCCCUCGAACCGCAACUUUCCAAUCCAACUGCCGCCGAAGCUCAAGCACAUUGAGCGCGGCACCGUGAGCAUGGCAACCGUUUCAGCUAAAAACGAUCCGGACCAACGAAUCGCCGGCAGUCAGUUCUUGAUUACGCUAGCCGACAACCUAGACUUUCUUGAUGGGAAGGCAGUGAUCUUUGGAAAAGUUGUGGAGGGAUUUGACGUGCUGGAGAAAAUUAACAACGUCUUCGUGGAUGCUAAAGGGCGACCGUUGCAGGAUAUUCGUAUCCGUCAUACAGUAGUGCUUGAUGAUCCGUUCGAUGAUCCCCCAGGGCUGGUGGAGCCGCCAGAAAGUCCCGUGCCAUCCAAGGCUCAAUUGGCAACGGUGCGCAUUGCCGAUGAUGAAGAUCUGGACGAUAAUAUGGACGAGGAGGCACUUGAUAGGCUACGACGAGAGCGCGAAGCUCGCGCCCAAGCUUUGACUCUAGAAAUGGUAGGAGAUCUUCCUUUUGCAGAUGUCAAACCACCGGAGAAUGUUCUUUUCGUCUGCAAACUCAAUCCCGUCACGCAAGAUGAGGACCUACAGCUGAUCUUUAGCCGUUUCGGAACAAUUCUAUCUUGCGAAGUGAUUCGUGACAAACGCACUGGCGACAGUCUGCAGUACGCAUUCAUUGAAUUUGAGGAGCAGAAGUCAUGCGAACAAGCCUACUUCAAGAUGCAGGGAGUUCUCAUUGACGACCACCGAAUCCACGUUGAUUUCUCACAGAGUGUCUCCAAAUUAUCCGAUAGCUGGCGAAAUUCCACCGUCACCAAGCGCCGACAACAGGGUGGUUUCGGUGGUGCCUAUAACCUCGAAAAGAAAAGCCAUUACCGAGUCGGAGACACCGUGCGCGAGGAUGCAGAGGAACGCCGGUAUAAGAUGGUAUUUGACAAAUCUCGACAAUCUGGCGACUCUUCUCGUCCUCCGCAACGAGACACGCUCGAAGCCCUGGACGUAACGACCCACGAGGUAAUCGGGAUGGCAAGCCGGGUUACCGUGGCCGAAAUGACCGAAGUGACCGUCAUCGGCCCUAGUGUUUAA